GCAAAUCCCAACAUAGCUUUCCCUUCCUCUCUGCUCCGGAAAAAAACCCAACCUUUGGCUGACCUCGCCGCGCAUCCAAGAAAGAGCUAGAUCAGGGGGCAGUGUUGGUGGUGCAGGAUGCGGGCGGGGGCGAUGAAGGCGGGGAGCCGGCCGCCGUGGCUGGGGCUCAGCGCCGCGGUGUGGGUGCAGGUGGCGGGGGGAGCCAGCUCCACCUUCGCGCUCUACUCGCACGCGCUCAAGGUCGCGCUCGGGGUCGACCAGAGCCGCCUCGCCAUGCUCGCCGUCGCCUGCGACGUCGGGGACAACCUCGGACUGCUCCCCGGGGUCCUCUGCAACCGCCUCCACCCGGCGGUGCUCCUGCUCAUAGGCGCCGCCGCCUGCGUCCUCGGCUACGGCACCACCUGGCUCGCCGUCUCCGGCAUCGCCCCGGCGCUGCCCUACUGGCUGGUGUGGUUGGCAUUGUGCCUUGCUGCGAACAGCGGCGCGUGGUUGGGAACUGCCGUUCUAGUUACCAACAUGAGGAACUUCCCGCUCAGCAGAGGUGCUGUUGCCGGCAUCCUCAAAGGUUAUGUUGGUCUAAGUGCUGCUGUCUACACUGAAAUAUACACUGGUGUUCUCAACGAUUCAGCUGCGAGCCUUUUGCUUUUGCUCACUCUGGGAGUUCCUGUUGUGUGCCUUCUGACAAUGUACUUUGUGAGGCCUUGCGAGCCCUCCCUGGCGUCCAAUUCUUCAGACCGAGUUCACUUUCUGUUUGCUCAAAUCGGCAGUAUUGUUCUUGGAUUGUAUCUUGUUGGAACCACGAUACUGAAUCAUGUCGUAGCACUUGCUGAUAUUUGGAACUAUUUGAUUCUUGUUGUUAUGACCCUUCUCCUUUUUGCGCCAGUUGCAAUACCCUUGAAAAUGACACUCUUUCCAAGUAACCGUGCAAAAGGCCCGUUGGACUCUUCUGAUGCUGAUAAUGACCACACAGAACCAUUUCUUCUGCCUUCUUCCUCUGGAUCAAAGCUUACUAAUCUAGAAGAUGAUGAUGCCUCAGAUAUCGACAUUCUCUUAGCGGAGGGUGAAGGGGCUGUAAAGCAGACAAGAAGACGACCACAUCGGGGAGAGGACUUCAGAUUUCGCGAAGCACUGCUCAAGGCAGAUUUCUGGCUUCUCUUUGCAGUAUAUUUUAUUGGGGUCGGAUCUGGAGUCACCGUUGUUAACAACUUAGCACAAGUUGUCAUUGCAGCCGGUGCUGUGGACACAACUAUAUCACUCUCUCUGUUCAGUUUCUGCAACUUUUUCGGCCGUUUAGGAGGCGGCGCUAUUUCUGAGUAUCUUGUCAGGUCAUGGAUACUUCCACGGACAGCAUUGGUUGUAUGCACCCAAGUUGUGAUGAUAUUUACAUACCUGCUAUUUGCGCUGGGUCUCUACUCAACACUUCAUGUCUCUGUUGCCUUGCUUGGAAUAUGCUUUGGUAUCCAAUUCUCCGUGAUGAUCUCAACUUCAUCAGAAUUGUUUGGGUUGAAGCAAUUUGGAAAGAUCUAUAAUUUCAUCUCAAUGGGGAAUCCAAUUGGAGCGCUCCUGUUUAACAGUCUUGCAGGCUAUAUUUACGACCUUGAAGUGCAAAAACAGCACUCCACGACGACGGAUUCUGAUGUCGCGUGCUAUGGCCCCAAUUGUUUUGGAUUUACAUUUUGUGUUCUGUCUGGCAUGGCCUGCUUGGGUACAUUGCUGAGCAUAGUUCUGACCGUGAGGAUUCGUCCAGUAUAUCAGAUGCUCUAUGGCGGUGGAUCCUUCAGCGUGCCCAGGAGCUCUGCACAUUGACUGACGGUGAUUGAAGCUCUAAGGUCCACAGAGAUAUGAUGAUCCGAGAGCUUGCUUGAUGAUCUUUUGUAAUUUAUUGCACUUGAAAUAUGAGCACGGGCUCUCAUUUUUGUGCUCUGUAUUGCCAUUCGGGGACCUGGUUCUUUACUAUAGUUCAGAUCUAGAUAUCCGGAUGACGAAUGAGGUAUGGAGUAUCAUAUUUUUGAGUUGUUCGUUAGUGGUUAGUGCAGCAUGAACCCGUAGAAAAUAUAACUGAAUUGCUACGCCUGUAGAGUAGCACUUUGUAAUAUUAUUAUUUUUUGAAUAAAGGGGAACUUCUAUGCAUACGAUAAUUCCA
Messenger RNA from Lolium rigidum, 2143 nucleotides. RefSeq names its product protein NUCLEAR FUSION DEFECTIVE 4-like. NCBI's taxonomy places the organism in Eukaryota, Viridiplantae, Streptophyta, Magnoliopsida, Poales, Poaceae. The transcript is spliced from 3 exons. Bases 118 to 1806 code for a protein of 562 amino acids. The record is from RefSeq and is a predicted model, not a curated record. Gene Ontology annotation, cellular component: membrane.